Molecule: messenger RNA, 687 nt
Organism: Condylura cristata (star-nosed mole)
Lineage: Eukaryota; Metazoa; Chordata; Mammalia; Eulipotyphla; Talpidae
Product: proline-rich protein 20A-like
Exons: 2
Coding region: 1-687 (228 amino acids)
Source: RefSeq, a predicted model, not a curated record
AUGGCUCUGCAUCAAGGUGGGUGUCCGCGGGAACUCGGCAGCCCUGGUGCGGAAGCAGCUGACCCCGCGGAUGCAGCUGACCCCGCGGAUGCAGCUGACCCUGCGGAAGCAGCAGGCCACGUGGAACCAGCCCAGCCCUUGAAAUCCUUCGCAAAACCCUUUGCCUAUGUGAAGCCCAUGAGAGUAGAGACCGCGGAGUUCACAGAGUCCACCCGCCUUUCCGCGAGAGGCCGGCGCCGCCCUGCGGGGCGAGAUCGGCUGUUGGGAGAAGGAGGCCGCCGCACACAGACAGGCCAGCGCGCACGGCUCAGUGUCCAGACGGGGCCAGGACAUUCGCGGGGCCCCGAUGCGGCGCUGGAGAGCCCCCUGGAGAGCCCCCAGGCAGAGCACGGCCGCCCCGUGGGGCCUGACGCCGAGCACAGGCCACUCUUGCCCUCUCCCGAGGCGGUGCCAGGCCCUGCGGCCAGCGCGGCGGGGCUCCCGCAGGGCCUGGCGCGGGCCCAGCUCUGGCAGGGACUGCCGGGGGCCCCUGGCGCGGCCUCCUACUGGGCUCCCUUGGUGUCUCCGGCCGUCUACCCCUGCGCACGAUUCAGGCCCCCGCUGGGCUCAGCGUGGCUCCUCAUGCGCACCGCCGCUGGCCCCUGUGUGUACUGGGUCCCGGCCUUCUUCACCCACAGCGCGCCCUGA